AUGCCCGAGCUGGAGCAGCUCCGUGUGCCCAGGCCCCCUGCGGAUGCUGGCCGUAUUCAGAGGAACAUCCUUGAGGAGCAUGUCGAGCUGUGGUGGUUCAAGGACCCUAAGAAAUCCAUCUUGUGCUAUGGGGUGGCCGUGGUGCUAAUUCUGGCCUGCGGGACAGGGGGCAUCGUCCUCCUCUAUAGCACCAGCAGCCGAUCCGGGGAGUGGCGGCUGGCUGUGGGCACCACGCUCUGCCUCCUGGCCUUGCUGGUGCUGCUGAAGCAGCUGCUGAGCUCUGCUGUCCAGGACAUGAACUGCAUCCGGAGCCGGAACCAGAUUGAACUGCUGAAGAGUGGUGGCUUUUCAGACUGUGUGGUGCUGCUGCUCAGUGCCCUGGUGCUGCUGGUCUGUGGCGUGGUCCUCACUGUCCUCUCCACCACAACCAUGCAGCUCAGCGCCUCACGGCCUCUGGCCAGCAUGUUCACCAGUGGUGUCAUCCUCAUGACUGCUGGGGCUGCCAUGCUACUCUGCCUGCUGCUUUACAUGCUCAGCAUCUCCUGCUGCCCAGUUGCUCCCAGGAGCUUGGACACAGGUGACAUUAGCAUCUUCACCAUCUCCAGCCGGCUCUCUGGGAACCGCCGGCUCGCCACCACCUCCAGCAUGGCCAACCUGAUCUAA
Messenger RNA from Terrapene triunguis (Three-toed box turtle), 663 nucleotides. RefSeq names its product transmembrane protein 125 (gene TMEM125). Lineage: Eukaryota; Metazoa; Chordata; Testudines; Emydidae. The transcript has a single exon. Bases 1 to 663 code for a protein of 220 amino acids. The record is from RefSeq and is a predicted model, not a curated record.